AUGAUUCGUUGGGCUGUUGAUCUUGCGGGUGUUGACGCGGACGCGGAUCUUCAACGUGAUGACCGUAUGAAAUUGUACGUGGGGCCUUCUUCCGGAAGGAAAGAGAAUUGGAAACCUACGUUUACUACAUUUACAGAUCCAAGUUCGCUUGGCCCUGUGGGGACUGUUGUCACGCUGACAAUGAGGGAUCUCAUUCAGCUCCAGCAAGAGAGACUGGAGCAGGCGUUAGCGGUGAAUCCUUUUGGUCAGGCUGGAAUCAGCACAUUUCAGCCAAAGAACGAUACCGAGUUUUUAAAGGGAUUGGAAGUUCGCGUGUUCAGUACCUUUACUAAUGCUCAAGGAAAGCGAACUGUGUGCACAGUUCAGCCACGACGGACUCCAUUUCGUGGCGUAGAUGUGGUGCAUGCAUUUCUACAGCAAACAGUUGUCUCGGAUGAUCGUUUGUCGGCCCGAUUUUCAGCAAACCCUCGACUUUAUAAAUUAUACAUAGCUGACGAGUUCACUGGUGAGGAAGAGAUGGUGAUUCAGUUGGAUGGGGCUGCUCAAAAUUUUACCUGUUUUGCGGUCCAACCACUUCCAGCUGCGAAGCUAUUUUUGUUUCCACAGAGAACACAGUUGCUGCCCUCCGUUGCUGAGGAUAUUAACUUGGCAGUGGAAAUAAGCCCUUUAGACCCACAGGCCAAAACUGUCAAAAGCCAGGUGCGUGUGCCUGCCGAUAUGCUUGCAGAAAGUUUAGAACAAGCAAUUGUUAAUCUUCUUCCGGGGCGCGGCCUGGUUCCGGGUUCGUUGCGCAUCAAAUAUGGGCCAGUAGAGUUGAACAUCAAUGAGUACUAUAACUUUGGGUCAGGAUGCGGUCACAUGGAUGUGCCCAUAGCUGAACGGACCAUCUUGUCUCUUUACCGCUUUGGGGUGACAGAGGUUCUUCUGCAAGGACGUAUUCCUGACGAGAACACGGAUGUUUCUUUAUUAGUGGAGGAUAUUGUUGUUAAUAUUGACGCAGAGGAAGCACAGGCAUUUCAGCAAUUUGAUGUGAUUCGUAUAAAUCGCUAUGGUGCACGGCAGCAGCGUAUUCUGUGCGUUGAUGGGGAGCGACUUUAUACAGUGCGACCCAACGUGGAUGGCUCAGGGGCUGCCCAGGUUAACGAGGAAAAACUCAUCAAGGAUAUUGAAGAGGUGGUCACUUCACCAACAAAAUCAAAGUAUUUAGAGAUUCGAUACAGCCGUGCCUCAAACCAUGAGAAUGAUCACAUUGAAUGCACCACUGCGUAUAACCGUGCUUUGUUAGACGAGAAGCUGCGUGUUCUUCAACGAGAACUGCGCAAGAAGAGAGAUGAAGAGCGGCAACUAAAAGGCAACGACACGGUCUUUUCACGCUUGUUCCACCGGUUCAGGUUGGGGUUUCACAAAAAUUAA
Messenger RNA from Trypanosoma cruzi, 1413 nucleotides. RefSeq lists its product as uncharacterized. The transcript has a single exon. The record is from RefSeq and is a predicted model, not a curated record. NCBI's taxonomy places the organism in Eukaryota, Euglenozoa, Kinetoplastea, Trypanosomatida, Trypanosomatidae. Bases 1 to 1413 code for a protein of 470 amino acids.